AAUGGUCGAUACAGGUAAAGCUCAUGCUUUUCUCACACUAUUCACAAAAUGAGUGGACAAGGCAGUCCAACUGCCACUGCGCCGGUUAAUCCGCUACUGGCCGCGGCUAAAGUGGGUGCCCUGAGUGGCGCCGCGGGAUUGAUUUAUGGAGGAGCAGCGGGCGUCAUUCGAUCACCCAACCCUUUGGUACACUCGCUCUCCUGCGGUAUCCACUGGUUCGCAUGCGGUUCAACCUAUUGGUGGAUGCGAAGCAAUAUUAUCACACUCCACUAUCAAGAUAGUGCGUCCCCGCAGGAGCGAGCAUAUGUCAGUGCUCUCUGUGGUGGUAUUUCCGGCGGAGUAGUGACCAGGGUCAUGGGGGGUCGAUUGGUACCCGGUCUGGUUAUUUUCUCCCUGCUCGGCUACGGCGGACAAAGUGCCUUCAAUUAUGUUGACAAGUGGCAAAUGGAAAGGGCCCAGAACCCUUCCAAGCCCUUUCUGCAGCGGAUGGCCGAGUCAAAAUACAUUCCACUCCGACAUCUGUCCGAUGAGGAGUAUCGGGGGAUGUUAAGUGAGAAGUUACUCAGCAUCGAGGCCGAAAUUGCUCUCCUUGACGAGAAGAUUGAGGAUUUAGAGAAGACUCGACCAAAACCUAUCUCUACCAGCAUCAACAGCAAUAAGUGAUUGCAUGCUCUCGCGGCUCUGGUACGACGUUGUCCUUCGAGCAGUUGGAUACAAUCAUCAUUGGUGGGAGUGCACUGACGGCGCACGGGCAAGGCGUCGCUAUUGUGCUGACAUUUUUUAACCCUUUCCAAGUCUCCCCUAUGUAUCCAGUUGACUAGUACGUUUCUAGUUACGUGUCAGAUUGGCCAUUGUACGCCUUACUGACCUCCCCCCUCCCCCCUCCCCCCGGGUUCCCCAUUGUGGUACAAGCACGUGCUGCUUGAACAAGGGCCAUCUUGUGUACAAUAUUACUUAUCCAUAAAUGUGCAUCAUACCAACAAGUCGAAAAAAA
This is a messenger RNA of Penicillium brasilianum, 994 nucleotides long. The record is from the annotation of a GenBank genome assembly. Lineage: Eukaryota; Fungi; Ascomycota; Eurotiomycetes; Eurotiales; Aspergillaceae.